GGCCGCCCCGCACCCGCGGAACGGCGCCGGCACAGACCCCGCACGGAGCCCGCCGAGCCGCCCGCAGCACCGCCGCGAGCCCGCCCCGCCGCCAUCCAUCCCCACAUCGCAGGAAUGGUUCUUAGGUUGCCUUGGAGAUGAUGGUGCUGUCGAUGUAGGGCUGGAGCUGGAUGGUGUGGGCAGCAUGGACCUGGUGAACGGACAGCCCAGCAGUGUUAACAUUGCAGCCACUGCUUCAGAGUGUUUCUGUUUGUUUCUGCAGAAGAGUAGCAGCUCUGAGUCCUUGAGUGACAAAGGUUCAGCUGAACUGAAGAAGAGCUUUGAUGCCGUGGUGUUUGAUGUUCUGAAGGUCACACCAGAGGAAUAUGCGGGUCAAAUAACACUAAUGGAUGUGCCUGUAUUUAAAGCAAUUCAGCCAGAGGAGCUGGCAAGCUGUGGCUGGAAUAAAAAAGAGAAAUACAGUUCUGCACCAAAUGCUGUUGCUUUCACCAGAAGAUUCAAUCAUGUAAGCUUCUGGGUUGUUAGAGAGAUUCUGCAUGCACAGACUUUGAAAAUACGAGCUGAGGUUUUGAGCCACUACAUUAAAACUGCAAAGAAACUGUAUGAGCUGAAUAAUCUCCAUGCACUCAUGGCAGUGGUGUCAGGCCUGCAGAGCGCUCCGAUCUUCAGGCUGACCAAGACGUGGGCGUUGCUGAGCCGGAAGGAUAAAGCCACCUUUGACAAGUUGGAGUAUGUUAUGAGUAAAGAAGAUAAUUACAAAAGGCUUAGAGACUAUAUCAGCAGCUUGAAGAUGACUCCUUGUAUUCCCUAUUUAGGUAUUUAUCUGUCAGACUUGACAUAUAUUGACUCUGCCUACCCAUCCACAGCGAGCAUUCUGGAGAGUGAGCAAAGAACAAACUUAAUGAACAACAUUCUCCGAAUUAUCUCAGAUUUGCAGCAGUCGUGUGAAUACGAUAUUCCUAUGUUGCCUCAUGUCCAAAAAUAUCUAAACUCAGUGCAGUACAUAGAAGAACUACAGAAGUUUGUAGAAGAUGACAAUUACAAACUUUCAUUAAAGAUAGAACCAGGGACCAGCACCCCCCACUCUGCUGCUUCCAGAGAAGAUUUAGUAGGCUCUGAAGUCGGAGCAUCUCCACAAAGUGGACGGAAAAAUGUUGCAGCUGAAGGAGCUUUGCUACCCCCAACCCCCCCUUCUCCUCGGAACCUGAUACCCCACGGACAUAGGAAAUGCCACAGUCUGGGAUACAAUUUCAUACACAAAAUGAACACGGCUGAAUUUAAAAGUGCAACAUUCCCCAACGCAGGACCAAGGCACCUCCUGGAUGACAGUGUCAUGGAGCCUCAUGUCCCAUCCCGAGGGCAGGCUGAGAGCUCCACCCUUUCCAGUGGAAUUUCAAUAGGUAGCAGUGAUGGUUCUGAACUCAGUGAAGAGACUUCCUGGCCAGCAUUUGAAAGGAACAGGUUGUACCAUUCUCUCGGUCCGGGGACAAGAGUGUCACGAAAUGGCCAUCGAGGCCACAUGAAGGCCAGCAGCUCUCUAGAAUCUGAAGAUUUGGCUGUUCAUUUGUAUCCAGGAGCAGUUACUAUUCAAGGUGUUCUCAGGAGGAAGACUUUGUUGAAAGAAGGCAAAAAACCUACAGUAGCAUCUUGGACGAAAUACUGGGUAGCACUGUGUGGAACCCAGCUCUUCUACUACGCUGCAAAAUCCCUGAAGGCCACAGAGAGAAAACAUUUCAAAUCCACGCCCAGCAAGAACGUGUCAGUGGUGGGCUGGAUGGUGAUGAUGGCAGAUGACCCUGAGCAUCCAGAUCUCUUCUUACUGACUGAUUCUGAGAAGGGAAAUUCAUAUAAAUUUCAAGCUGGGAACAGAAUGAAUGCAAUGCUCUGGUUCAAACACCUGAGUGCUGCCUGCCAAAGCAACAGACAACAGGUUCCUGCCAACUUGAUGACCUUUGAAUAACAGGCUAAUUCAAAACUAAAAAAAAAUAAGAACAAUUUGAACCAUCUCAUAACUGAGAAGGAGGUCCUGAUGAAAAACGUGCCAGCUGUAUCUGUGCCAGAACAGAGCCUGUCCACUCGAUCUCUGAUCUCUGGAGCCCUGAACAAAACCACUAAUGGCUGGGGAGCAGAGUCCCCCAGAUGAAAAAUGGAGUUGCAACAUGAAUUGCCAUGGACCGUGCUUCGUUAUGUUCUCUGAACUGACCUGUGGAAACCACUGCCUUAAAGAGUGAAAGGAAAAACAACAUGAAACACCAAAUAGUGUGUGUGAAACUUCUGGCGGUGCUGUGCUUGAGUUAAAUAGAUUGUAGCUAGUUUGAGUUUCUUUUAACUUUAUACUAAUUUUGAAAAUAACUCACCUUUUUAGGCAUUCUUAAGAAAACAGGUAAACUGGUAUUUAAGAGCUGUAUCUAAAGCUAGGUAUGAACCGGGUAAGAGAGGUACUACAUGUCCUAGAGAUGUUGUUUAGACUGUACCAGGAGUUCUGGAUGGGAGCUUGUCCCAGGCACUCUUAGCCUGGAGCAGUGUUAUUUCUCUCAGACCUACAAGUAUAAAGUUUGAAACAGCAGUGAGUUUGCAAACCUUGGUCCUUCCUGCACAGGAGGCGGGUGCCCGACAGCGGCACUUACACACCAAAUACUGCUUUGGUACGUCGGGACCUCAUUCCUGGUUAAAACCACGUGGUUUGGGCGGUCAAGGGGUGUGUGUAAGAGACAAAACUCAAAGCACUGUUGGGUCAGCACUGAGUAUUUUCUUCCCAUUUGUUGAAUGACAAAACACCAACACCCGGGUACAGCUCACCGAGACGCUUUCCUUCUCUGGGUGUCUGCUAAUGACCAGUUAGGGACCACUGUUAGUGUGUGGUGUUUCCUAAUAUCACUUAAGAUGGACAUUUUUAAGAAGAUAGAGGCACAAUUUCAAAGCUUUCACGUUCUCAUUUGGCAAUAAUUGAUUUUAGUAUCUGUCUUGGUCGAAAUAGUUGACGUUGUGUGGUGUUGAUAACGUGGCCUAAAGCAGACCUUACGUGCAGAAGCUCUUUUAAUCUUCAGGCAAAUAACUAAUUUAUUAGAAGGUAGGAUAACCUAAGGAGAGAAAAGGUGUGGGACCAUCAAAAUUCUGUCCUUGGCAGGAAUCAUUCUUGGUCACUGGAAUUACUCACAGAGAAAAACAUUAUGAUUGUAAAAAGGGAGCUGUGCUUUAUGUGUGUGUUUGAUGCUUUUAAGAUUUUGAUUCUCGCUUUCUUGGGGUUUCCUUGACGUCACCUAGUUUCCUGGAUGAUUGGUCUCUCUUUAAUCUUAAAAAAUAUGAUCUUUGUAAAGCAAGGAAACGUUGUCCCAAGAUGUGACUCCGAUAUCAGAACUUUGAAGUUUGUGAAAAAUCAGUAACUGUUCCAUUGGCGUUGUGGUUUAGUGGCCGUCAAUACGCUUGCAGAUUCCACCAUGAAUUCUCCUUUUUAAAAAGAAACAAGCUACCUACCAGUCUGUUUGAGAGUUCUCUGACUAUCUAAUAAAGGUUUCUACUAGUAGUUGUUAUUUUGAAAAUGUAUAGUUUGUUUAUUGCAUCUGAGUAGAAGCCUAUAAAUUCACUUUUGGGCU
Chiroxiphia lanceolata (lance-tailed manakin) is the source of this 3593-nucleotide messenger RNA. It is a transcript of the gene RALGPS2, whose product is annotated as Ral GEF with PH domain and SH3 binding motif 2. Lineage: Eukaryota; Metazoa; Chordata; Aves; Passeriformes; Pipridae. The transcript has 20 exons. Gene Ontology annotation, molecular function: guanyl-nucleotide exchange factor activity. The record is from RefSeq and is a predicted model, not a curated record. Gene Ontology annotation, cellular component: plasma membrane. The coding region runs from base 185 to 1960 and encodes 591 amino acids. Gene Ontology annotation, biological process: Ras protein signal transduction; positive regulation of GTPase activity.